Molecule: messenger RNA, 1271 nt
Organism: Xiphias gladius (swordfish)
Lineage: Eukaryota; Metazoa; Chordata; Actinopteri; Istiophoriformes; Xiphiidae
Gene: slc39a7
Product: solute carrier family 39 member 7
Exons: 7
Biological process (GO): intracellular zinc ion homeostasis; zinc ion transmembrane transport
Cellular component (GO): membrane
Molecular function (GO): zinc ion transmembrane transporter activity
Source: RefSeq, a predicted model, not a curated record
CACACACGCGAUGACCACGGACACGCACACGCACAUGCCCAUGACCACGGACAUGACCACGCUCAUGACCACGGACAUGGGCACGCUCAUAAUGAGGAUGUUGUUCGAGUGCAAAAGGAGGAAAGUGGCCAUGGGCACUCGCACGGAGGGGAGAGAGUGAAGAGGGAGGCAGAAGGAGAGAAGAGGGACAUGGUGGAGCUCUGGACACAGGCUGUCGGAGCGACCCUGCUGAUCAGCGCGGCCCCUUUCCUCAUCCUGUUUCUGAUCCCAGUCCAGUCCAACAGCGACCAGCACCAGAACCUGCUCAAGGUGCUGCUCAGCUUUGCCUCCGGCGGACUGCUGGGUGACGCCUUCCUCCACCUCAUACCACACGCUCUGGAGCCCCACUCUCAUCAUGGAGAAGAUGAUCACGGACACUCGCAUGCAAAUGAAGAGUCCAAUGACCACGGCCACUCUCACGGAGCUGCCCACGGUCACAUGAUGUCAGUGGGUUUGUGGGUUCUCGGUGGGAUCAUCGCCUUCCUGGUUGUAGAGAAAUUUGUGCGUCUCCUGAAGGGAGGGCACGGCCAUGGACAUUCCCAUGGCCACUCACACGCUGCUCCCAAGGAAAAGGACAGUGACGGAGAGGAGGAAAAGGAAAAGAGGAAGAAGAAAGAGGAGAAAGGAAGCAAAGAUGAGAAGAUGCCAAAGAAAGAGGAGAAAAAGAGCACAGACAUCAAGGUGUCAGGUUACCUGAACCUGGCAGCGGACUUCACACAUAAUUUCACUGACGGCCUGGCAAUCGGAGCUUCAUUCCUGGUCAGCCCAGCAGUGGGCGCCGUCACCACCCUCACCAUCCUGCUGCACGAGGUCCCCCACGAGAUCGGAGACUUUGCCAUCCUUGUACAGUCCGGCUGCACCAAGAAAAAGGCCAUGUGUCUACAGCUGCUGACAGCCUUGGGAGCUCUGGCCGGCACGGCGUGCUCCCUCAUGGCGGAAGGCGUGGGCGCCGCGGCGACCGCCUGGAUCCUGCCGUUCACAGCCGGCGGGUUUGUUUACAUAGCCACGGUGACGGUGCUGCCGGAGCUGCUGGUGGGCCGCUCCAGUUUCGGCCAGUCCCUGAUGGAGAUUCUGGCCCUGCUGUUCGGAGUCGGCAUGAUGGUGCUGAUCGCCGAGUACGAGUGAGACGCAGCAGGGAGGACAGAAACUCCUCACGGAGCGAGACGCGAAGGGAGGGAACAGAGAGACAGAGAGGGAAGAGGUUGAAAAGGUUUAAAAAAAAAAAAAAAAAA